Molecule: messenger RNA, 620 nt
Organism: Mesitornis unicolor (brown roatelo)
Lineage: Eukaryota; Metazoa; Chordata; Aves; Mesitornithiformes; Mesitornithidae
Product: zinc finger protein interacting with ribonucleoprotein K-like
Exons: 1
Biological process (GO): regulation of transcription by RNA polymerase II
Molecular function (GO): DNA-binding transcription factor activity, RNA polymerase II-specific; RNA polymerase II cis-regulatory region sequence-specific DNA binding
Source: RefSeq, a predicted model, not a curated record
CAAUGUGAGAAGAGCUUCAGACUCAGCUCCAAAUUGGACGAGCACAUCCGUACCCACAGCAAAGAGAAGCCCUACAAGUGCCCCGAGUGCGGCAAGUCCGUCAGGAACAAGGGCAGCCUGGUCCAGCACCAGAAGACCCACGGCCGUAAAAAACUCCACCAGUAUAAAGUGUGUGAGAGGAUAUCUAAGAAGAAGAUCUGUCUGAUCCGGCACCAGCGCAUCCACAGUGGUGAGUGGCCCUACAAGUGUGGGGAGUUUGGGAAGAGCUAUUUGCAGAGCUCCAACCUGAUCAGACACCAGCGCAUACACAGCGGUGAGAGGCCUUACAGGUGUGGGGAGUGCGGGAAGGCCUUCAAUCAGUGCAACAACCUGGUCACACACCAGCGCAUCUAAAGCGGUGAGCGGCCCUACAAGUGUGGGGAGUGCAGGAAGAGCUUUGCACAGAGCUCCAGCCUGAUCACACACCAGUGGUCUCACAGCAGCUACCGGCCCUACAAGUGUGGAGAAUGUGGAAAGGCUUUUAAUUAUCGCUCCAGCCUGAUCAGACACCAGCAGACCCUCACAGGUGAGCAGCCGUACGCCUGUGACCAGUGCGAGGAGAGCUUCCAGUUCAAGCGCAG